Drosophila hydei is the source of this 2086-nucleotide messenger RNA. RefSeq names its product muscle-specific homeobox protein tinman. Gene Ontology annotation, cellular component: nucleus. Lineage: Eukaryota; Metazoa; Arthropoda; Insecta; Diptera; Drosophilidae. The record is from RefSeq and is a predicted model, not a curated record. Gene Ontology annotation, biological process: regulation of transcription by RNA polymerase II; cell differentiation. Gene Ontology annotation, molecular function: RNA polymerase II cis-regulatory region sequence-specific DNA binding; DNA-binding transcription factor activity, RNA polymerase II-specific. The transcript is spliced from 3 exons.
GGAGAUAAUACUUUAUUUAUACCGUAACACUUUAAAGUUCAUCGUUCAUCAGAUGUGUUUAUUGAGUCAAGUGUGCGAAAUUCUGCACUUGAGCUCCACUUGAAAUUGGAUCAGCGAUUAAAAAGCGCCAAUUAACAUGGUUUAUUAUUUGUAUGUAUAUUUUUGUGUAGAAAAAUGACUUAAGGACUUUGCAGUAAUAAAUACACAUACUUAAGUUCAAGCAGCGAAAUUAAAUCUGCAUGAAGAGGCUGCGAACAAACAACACCAACAACAACAAAAAGAGAACACACAAAACAAACACAUAUGCACACAAACCACACACUACACACACAUACACAGUUCACAAACAUUUAGCUGCUUGGCCUCUGCUGCGCUGUGAUUGGCUACAGAUCCGCCAUUUUCUUGAGCAAGUAGCAUAGACGCAUAAGAGCAUGUCUUGUGCGUGUGUGUGUAUAUGCGUAUGUGUGGCUAUGAGGUUGUGUGGGUGUUUGGCCAGCGCCUGCAAAGAUUCAAUUUUCAUUCAGUACGAAAAACGCGCUGACAAAUUGAGGACGCGCUCGAGUGCGCAGCGGAACGGCGCAUCGUUGAAGUUUACACAGCUCAAUAAGGCGAAUACGAUAGCACCCCAACCCCUCGCACCUAAGCAUAAUCGCUGUUGCCCUCCCCCACUCUCUCGCCUCCUCAAGUGUCGUUCGAGUCCAUUCGAGUCAAGUGCAUUUUGGCAAAUUGCUGUAUUUAUUUUAAUUUAAAGUGCGACCCUCUCGAGUGAUUCGAAUUGUGGCAAAGCCAAACAAACAGCAAAGCAAAUAAAUAAAAAUACAAAAUCACAUAUUAAGAAAUGUUGCAACAUCAUCAGCACCAGGCACAGUCCGCCGUCUACUAUGACUACAAUCAAACGCCCAGCCCCAGCAGCCUGACCAAUGCGGAUGCUCUAAACACAACCCCAUUCUCGGUCAAGGAUAUACUGAACAUGGUUAAUCAAACGGAGGCAUACGAUGGCGCCUACGGACAUCUGGAGAGCCAGGCGCAGCUCUCACAGCUUCAACUCCAGCAGCAGCAGCAUCAGCAGCAGCAGCAGCAUCUGCAGUCACAUCUUCUCGAGCCAGAGCAGGAUGCUUUGGCAGCAUCCGCGCUGUCGCCGCUGUUGCCGCCGCCAUCGUCGUCGCACGGCCAUCAUCAGCUCUAUGCCAGCUAUCAUCAGGACUAUGGCAUGCCCAGCCAUAUGCUACAGCAUGCCCACCCACAUCCACAUCCCCAUCCACAUUCACAUCAGAGCUAUCAGUCACCAUACAAUGUGAGCGCCUCUCAGUUCUAUGCCACGCCCACAGCUGGCGGCUAUCAGACCAACUACAACUACAACUACAACGCGUCGGAUGUGUACGCCAGUCCCUCGGCAAUCGUGGCGCCCAGCACAGCAAUCAAAAGCGAGUAUAUACCCACGCCCUAUGUCACGCCCUCGCCCACACUCGAUCUGAACAGCUCGACGGAGGUGGAGUCUCUGGCGCCCAGCCACAAACUGGCCAAUAGCAACGGCAUUGCACAGCGACUGCUCGAGCCAAGGCUCAUGAACGGCACGACGGAGUGCGCCAAGAAAAAGGACAGCCAGGUGACCUCCUCACGCUCCGAGCUGCGCAAGAACAGCAACAACAACAACAACAAUAACAGCAGCAGCAAUACUAACAACAACAACAAUGGCAGCAAUGUCUCUGGGAAGCCUCGCAUGAAACGCAAGCCGCGUGUCCUUUUCUCACAGGCGCAAGUCCUGGAGCUGGAAUGCCGCUUCCGCCUGAAGAAAUAUUUAACUGGAGCAGAGAGAGAGAUAAUUGCACAGAAGCUGAAUCUGUCCGCCACACAGGUGAAAAUCUGGUUCCAGAAUCGUCGUUACAAAUCGAAACGUGGCGAUAUCGACAGCGAAUGCUUCGCCAAGCAGCUCAAGCUCAAGCCGGAACCGUCGCAGUCGCAGUCGCAGUCGCAGUCGCAGUCGACGUCUACAACGCUGCCGCUGCCGCCGCCACCGCUGGCCAAUCACAUGAUGUGGCCACCUACCGGCCAGCAGCUGCAACUGCAGUAGCAACACUAUCAGUAG